UUAUUGACAUGCGCAAAAAUUGGUCACUAAAAGUUCAAAUUGCAUUUUGAACAAUCAAUCUGAAUCAAUCUCACAACAACUCUGUCAAUAUAACUCAAAAAUAUUUUUAAAUUCAACAACAGUUUCAUUAAAUUAAUCAACUUUUUUUUGGCUAAUAAAUGUGGUUUUAUUAGAAUUUAAAAAUGUCUUUAAUAGGUAUGAAUACUCGAUGGCUUCAACUUCGAAUGUUUAGUUCUCUUCCAGAGAUGCCAGCAACAAAUUUCAUUGCAUCUCCAUACAAGGGAACAGAUUAUGAGACAAUAAAAUUAUCAAGAAUGACAAAGGUGACACCGAGUCAACGACCUUUUUAUAAAAAACCACUGUUAAUUCAUGAGGGACAUGGCCAGUGGCUUUGGGAUCAUACUGGACGUCGUUAUUUGGACAUGUUUGGUGGCAUUGUAACAAUUUCUGUUGGUCACUCUCAUCCAAAAAUUACAGAUAUUGCUGUUAAACAAAUGAGUAAAUUAUGUCAUACAACAUCAAUUUAUAUGCAUCCAAAAUAUCAUGAAUAUGUUGACAAAUUAACUGCAAAAUUACCAGAUAAAUUAAAUACAGUUUAUCUUGUUAAUAGUGGAUCAGAAGCAAAUGAAUUGGCAUUUUUAAUGUCAAGACUUUAUACAGGUGCACAAGCAAUUGUUUCACUUAGAAAUUGUUAUCAUGGUGGAAGUUAUGCAACGGCUGUUGCAACAGCAAUGUCAACAUGGAAAUAUCCAAUGGCACAACCAUCUGGUUAUAUACACGUAACAAAUCCAGAUGUUUAUAGAGGUUCAUGGGGUGGUUCACAAUGUCGUGAUUGUCCAAUAUCUAAAUCAAGAAGAACUUGUGAAUGCAUUGGACAACGUUGCAUUGCAUCAGAAAAAUAUGUUGAUGAUUUACAUCAAGUAUUUCGUUAUACAUUACCAACAAAUGGACAAAUUGCUGGUUUUAUUGCUGAGAGUAUUCAAGGAGUUGGUGGAGUUGUUCAAUAUCCAAGAACAUAUCUUCAACAAGUAUAUAAUUUAGUUAAAAGUAAAGGUGGUCUUUGUAUUGCUGAUGAAGUUCAAACUGGUUUUGGAAGAACUGGUGAUAAUUAUUGGGGUUUUGAAGGACAUAAUAUUGUACCAGAUAUUGUUACAUUAGCUAAAGGAAUUGGUAAUGGUUUUCCACUUGGUGCUGUUGUUACAACUAAAGAAAUUGCUGAUUGUCUCAAUAAAGCAUUGCAUUUUAAUACAUUUGGAGGUAAUCCAUUAGCUUGUGCUGUUGGAACAGCAGUUCUUGAUAUUAUUGAUGAAGAAAAACUUCAAGAAAAUUCAAAAAUUGUGGGGACUCAUAUGUUGCACAGAUUGAGUACACUUAUGCUAGAAUAUCCAACUAUCAUUGGUGAUAUAAGAGGAAAAGGAUUGAUGAUUGGUGUUGAACUCGUUGAUGAUCCUGAUACAAAAGAAGCCAUGUCAGCAGAUAAUGUUGCUGAAAUAUUUGAAGAUAUUAAAGACAUGGGUGUACUUGUUGGUAAAGGAGGAAUAAAUGGAAAUAUACUGAGAAUAAAGCCACCAAUGUGCGUGACAAAAGAAGAUGUUGAUUUUACAGUUGAAGUUAUUAAUACAGCCUUGAAAAAAUAUCGUAAUAGUCACAUUGAAGACAAGGAAUCAGUUUAUUUUAGUGGUGUUUAAAGCUUUACAUUUAAUUUAAAGUAGUGAUACUUAAUACUUGCUAAUUGCUUGAAAUAUCCAAUCAACAUAAUGCAUCAAAACUUUUGUAAUAACAGCAGGAUUAUGAGGAUCAAUGAAAACUAAAGAAACUAUUCCAAAUAAAUGUCCUUUUUGAAAUGUUACAAUAGGACUACCACUGUCUCCCUGAUAAAUAGAAAAAAAGAUAAAUAUAAA
This is a messenger RNA of Aphidius gifuensis, 1901 nucleotides long. RefSeq names its product alanine--glyoxylate aminotransferase 2, mitochondrial. NCBI's taxonomy places the organism in Eukaryota, Metazoa, Arthropoda, Insecta, Hymenoptera, Braconidae. The transcript has 8 exons. Gene Ontology annotation, cellular component: mitochondrion. The record is from RefSeq and is a predicted model, not a curated record. Bases 183 to 1688 code for a protein of 501 amino acids. Gene Ontology annotation, biological process: glyoxylate catabolic process. Gene Ontology annotation, molecular function: L-alanine:glyoxylate transaminase activity; pyridoxal phosphate binding.